Molecule: messenger RNA, 946 nt
Organism: Pyricularia oryzae 70-15
Lineage: Eukaryota; Fungi; Ascomycota; Sordariomycetes; Magnaporthales; Pyriculariaceae
Exons: 2
Coding region: 335-946 (203 amino acids)
Source: RefSeq, a predicted model, not a curated record
UCGGCUUGUUGCUCUCUCUCAUUCUUUUUGUUUCGUGACUACUUUUCUUUGGCUAUCUACUUUACUUUCGUCAAACAUUCAUUCAAUUUUUACUCUUGCUUAUAGCUUACGCUCAAAGUUUCCUGCAAGCCAAAAUGAAGGUCCUUCAACUCCUCUUCGUCACCCUACUGACGAACGCCUUCAUGGUCGCCGCCAACAAUGGUGGUGAUGAUGAUUGCGCUGCCGCCGAGGAAAAGUGCAUUAGAGAUUGCCAGGCCCAGGGUGUUAAAGGGAUACCCAAAGAGAACAGUUGCGGAAAUUUGAACGGGGAAGGCCCAAUAACCACUACCUGCAAAUGCAGGUAAACUCGAUAACCAUUCAAAUUCAGGAUGUUGUGGGCCGGCGUGGCCCGCUAGUGGGGCAGAGCAGUCAAUGUACAUGGUCAGGACGGGUGGUUUUCCCAUUGGCAGAUCGAGUCUAUUGCAGCAUAAACUCUUUUGAUCUUAUUACGAGAGCAAAUCUUAUAGGGAGGAGUUGGAAAAACUUCAAGAGCCAUCCUGGGUUCCCUGCAAUACAAUAUGUCUGCCAACCUGAUCUUCAAGCCCGGGGUCUUCUAUUUGACUCGCCGGCACAAUGCGGUGAAUUGGUUUUUGACAGCACUGUAAUAUCAAUGCGAUACAAGUCGGCAGGCAAACAACAGAUCAAGCGAGCAGUAGAAGAAAGUGCCCACCCAAAGCCACCAUUUGUCUGUAACCAGCGGAACAGAGAAGCAAGUCGGGCGGUCUGGGUAACGCUGUCGAAUGACGGCCAGCUCAUCGCGCGUUUGGCUGGAACAAAUGCCUCCGCGUCUGUUGCCACGACAACCGAUAUUGCAGCGUUGUGGCGUGACGUAAAGGUGCAGCGGGGCCGAGACCUGGGCCACGGGCUUGGGUUGAACAAAGGCAUUUUGAUCAUUAAUCAGCGCUAG